UUGUGCUCGCAUACAACGGACUGUGUCGUGUCAUUCCUUCCCACUGCACAAGCGGCUUCAGCUCUAUCGGGAAAGAGGAAAGACGAACCGGUUUGUCUGCGAAUAGCGUUUUUGGGCGGCUCUUUGCUCUUUGCUGUAGGUCGCUCGUCCACAAGAGAUCCUUGUGUACUAACCAACGCAACGCUCGGGGAAGUAUCAUAUCGCAUACCCCCACGACGAUGGCGGAAGUCGGCCAAAAAUUCGACGACGUUCUCCGGAACCUGGCGGGCCAGGCAGGGUCCCUCGAGGCCUUGCUAGGGGCGUUCUUUUCCUUCCUCCACAGGAACACCGACUUCUAUGUCACCUUCGAUCCCACCAAGACGGCCAGGGCGGGCAUGGGCUUCCCGGCUGGAAAGGCGGAAAAGCUCCUCCUCCGCGCGUUCCGAUCCUUCCCGUACAAGUCGUACGGAGUCCAGGACGAGCAACUGCCGGCGGCAGCAGGGAGAGGGCGAGGACCAACAUCGGCGAAGGAAGUUGCUGCGACAAAAAUUGGCCCUGCCGGGGGCUCAAUCUCGCGGAAGAACGAUACCCGAUCUUCUCCUCGGGAUACAAAAGCCGGCGGCGUCGACACCGCCCCUGGGCGUGGCGGUCGUGCCCCGGCACCACAAUCUUCAGCAGCAGCAGCAGCAGCUGCUGCUGCUGCACCAUCAUUACCAUCGGCGUCAACUCCCGGCGAAGGCUCCGUCGCUCCUUCCUCCACGACAACCCCGCCUCCUGAACCACCAACCACCGCCAAUGACAAACCGGCGGCGGCGGCGGCGGCGGCGGCGGGAGGCGUAAGCGUGCGCUACACGAAGGACGGAAAGCAGGUGCCUAUCGGCAACGGCGGCGUAACCGACAGGUACUACUGGACGCAAACAGUAAAUGAAGCCACGGUGUACGUCGACGUGCCCCCCGGCACUCGCUCCAAGGACGUGUCUUGCGUCAUUCAGCCUAGAUGGCUGAAGCUAAAAGUAAGAGGUGCAGGCGCGGCGGGAGGGGCGGGGGCAGCAGCAGCAGCAGCGGGAGCAGCAGCAGCGGGAGCAGCAGCAGCGGGGGCUGAGGACGUGGUUUUCGACGGGGAGCUACCGAGCGCGGUGUCGCGGGAGGACAGCAUGUGGAGCCUGAACGACGGCAAGACGGUAGUGAUAUCUUUCGAGAAGACGACCAAGUCGUGGUGGAAGAGCGUCGUCGAGGGUGACCCGGAGAUAGACACCUCCAAGGUCGACUCAACCACCAAGAUCAGCGAGUACGACGGGGAGACUCAGGGCGCGAUCCGCAAGAUCAUGUUCGACCAGCGGCAGAAGUCGCUCGGCCUUCCAACGAGCGACGAGCUCAACGCCGACGCUCUGCUUGAGAGGGCCAAGGUCUUGCCGGGCAGCCCGUUCCUUCCGGGCGGCGUGCUCUUCGAGGGAGAUAGCGGUGCCGGCGUUGUCGGUGGUGGCGGCGAUGGCCUUGGACCCGAUGGUGUGUGUUGACAGAGGUCCACCUUGCCCAGUUAAAUAGAGCUCGCUUGAUCUAGGCCGUCGAAUCCUCGCGCUUGUGGGUCGUUCUCCUGCAGCUACAGUAGUAGGAGCGGCGGCGGCACUAGCUUCACUAGCUUCACAGCCG
Ectocarpus siliculosus is the source of this 1629-nucleotide messenger RNA. Lineage: Eukaryota; Phaeophyceae; Ectocarpales; Ectocarpaceae. The record is from the annotation of a GenBank genome assembly.